AUGCUAAUCGUUCAGAAAUACGGCGGAAGCUCACUGGCGGACGCCAAAAAGAUUCACAGUGUCGCCCGGCGAAUCGCGCGCAGCCGAGACGAGGGCAACAGUGUUAUCGUCGUCGUGUCCGCUAUGGGCGACACUACCGACGAGCUGAUCGGGCUGGCGAACCAGAUUUCGGAGCGCCCGGAUGCUCGCGAGCUUGAUGUUCUGCUCUCGACAGGCGAGCUCGUCUCAUGCACACUGAUGGCUAUGGCUCUGCGCACGAUGGGAUACGCCUCAGUGAGCCUCAGCGGGGCGCAGGCCGGCAUACGGACCGAUUCAAGCUACGGCAGAGCGCGCAUUGCCGGCGUAUCGCCCGAACGCAUCAUCAGCGAGGUGGAUAAGGGCAACAUCGUCAUCGUAGCGGGCUUUCAAGGCAUCACAGAGGACCUGGACAUCACCACACUGGGACGUGGCGGCUCCGACACCACCGCGGUCGCUAUAGCGGCCGGCGUCGAAGCGGAUCGCUGUGAGGUCUAUACGGAUGUGGACGGCAUCUACACCGCCGAUCCGCGACUCGUGCCAAAGGCGCGCAAGCUCGAUGAGGUCGGCUUCGAAGAGAUGCUGGAGCUUGCCAGCUACGGCGCGAAGAUGAACCCGCGCUCUAUCGAAAUGGGAAUGCACUACAACGUGCCUAUACUCGUCGCGUCAAGUUUCACGGACGCCAAGGGCACUCUGAUUCACGGAGACAUCGAAAUGAACAGCAAUGUGGGCGAGAUUCGCAAUCGCGUAAGGGGCAUCGCAACAGACACGAAUGUGGCGAAGAUUACGGUACUUGGCGUCAUUGACAGGCCCGGCAUAGCCGCCAGCCUGUUCGAACCGCUCGCAAAUGCUGACAUCAGCGUGGAUGUCAUCGUGCAGAACGCCAGCGUUGACGGCACUACCGAUAUGACUUUCACCGUUACCCGUACCGACCUAGCGCGCGCGCUUGAGGUCGUGGAACCUGUCGUAAAGGAACUUGGGAGCCGAGGCACGGUCAGCGACGAAGGCCUCGCCAAGCUGAGCAUCGUCGGCUCCGGGAUGCAGGACGCGCCCGGCUACGCCUCGCAGAUGUUCCGCUCGCUUGCGAGUCGAGGCAUCAAUAUCGAUGCAAUCACAACAUCUGAGAUUCGCAUCACAUGCCUCAUCAGCGAAUCGCAGAUUGCCGAGGCAGCCUGCACUCUUCACGACGCCUUCCGUCUCGAUAUGCCCCUGGACAUGCCCCAAGAGUAA
Molecule: messenger RNA, 1245 nt
Organism: Geodia barretti
Lineage: Eukaryota; Metazoa; Porifera; Demospongiae; Tetractinellida; Geodiidae
Source: the annotation of a GenBank genome assembly